ACUCAAUGUGGUUUAUUUUCGAAUAUAGCCAGACGAUCGGAAUCCUGCAUUAGUCUGCCGUUAUCCGUCGAGCACGCACGUUAUGUUUGAAAAAUCGAAACAUAUUAAAUCAGCUCCAGAUGAUCGACUGUAGUGAAGUGAUAUAUUAUGUGUACGAAUCAUACAAAUUUUAGUGUUGAACGGUUGCUGUCGGAUAUAUCUAGUCAUUCACAGCAGUUAAAAUUGUUAAGUGAUUGUAGUGAUUGCGGUUUGAAUGAAUUAAAUGAUUCGAACGAAGCUGAUUUUACGUGUCCUGGAAGCGAUAGACCUAUUGCUCAGUCCGCGCAAUUUGAGCCAUCACCAGCAGUGCAGUCUGAAAACUCAGCCACCAUACAAAUCAAACGACCAUUGCCGAUGAGAGCAAAACCUAUUGCUAUAGGUAUAAAAAUUGACACACCAUUCGAAGUGGCUUCUUAUGAGAAAGAUAUUCAGAGAGUUCACCGAUAUACAGGUGCUUCAGUGCCAGGAGAUGAAGGCUACAACGUAUUCCAUGAUUGUAUAAUCAAUGGUAUGCACCAUCAAAAUAAAAUGUGUAAAUUGGGAGAAGCCGAGAUUAGCAGAAAGGGCAAACGAUCCUGGUCACGAGCGGUUUUUAGCAAUCUCCAGAAAAAAGGCCUUGAAAGAACCUUCCAGAAACAGAAAUACAUUACCAACCCAGACAGAAAACGUCUAGCUGCCAAUCUAGGAUUACAUGAUUCUCAGGUUAAAGUUUGGUUUCAAAAUCGGCGAAUGAAAUGGAGAAAAACUGUCAAGCCUGCUUGUAAAAAUACAUCGCAAGAGAUACGCAAUGAAGCAGAGCUGCAAAGCUAUGAAGAGUCCUCCAACGAAGCAGAUAGUGAUGACAAUGUAAUUAUCGAUUAGUCCAUAAAUAUAUCCUUUUUAUUCCAGUUUGUAUUUCAGUUUUAUAAACUAUUUAAAA
Molecule: messenger RNA, 958 nt
Organism: Armigeres subalbatus
Lineage: Eukaryota; Metazoa; Arthropoda; Insecta; Diptera; Culicidae
Gene: H2.0
Product: homeobox protein HMX3
Exons: 3
Coding region: 148-900 (250 amino acids)
Biological process (GO): regulation of DNA-templated transcription
Molecular function (GO): sequence-specific DNA binding; DNA-binding transcription factor activity, RNA polymerase II-specific
Source: RefSeq, a predicted model, not a curated record